AUGCCUUCGGCUCAAGCAACCAAAAAACGAAAACCUCAGGAUUCUCGAGAGGGUGAACCGUCGGCUUUACCAAAGAAAAAAGCUAAACGCGACCCUCAUAUUUCGAAUGUAUCCGGUCACGUUAAAAACGAUAAAAGCAAGGGAAAGGGAAAGGAAGGAAAGGGGAAAGGCAAAGAAACGGCUUUCCAAGUCGUUCAAUCUUCCUUGGUCGUCUCUGUCUCUCCUGUAUUUGCUAGCAAUCCUAGAACUGGAGUAGAAGAGAUGUUGGAUUCUAUGAUUAUGCGAUACAUCCCUGCGCUUGACGGGGUAGUGCUUUCACAUUCGAAUUUGACGUUCAAGGAAGAUACAGCAGCUAUCCAAGCCGAUAGUCCGUUCUUGAUUUGCAAGAUUAUUUUUGACGCUACUGUCUGGAGACCGCUUGUUGGUAUGCAACUUGUCGGCAAAAUCAGCUUAUGUUCCCCCGACCAUAUAUCAUUACUCGUUCACAAAACAUUCAACGUAUCGAUACCUCGACAUCAUAUACCUACGCAAGAAUGGGAGUUCGAAUAUGGUGCGGCGGAGAAUGAUCCGGAGUUCGGUGUGGGUGCGGGCGUUGAGGGAAUGGGAACGGGAUCGGAGUUGGAUGAUGGAGAGGGAAAUGGGAGAUGGAUACAUAAGGUCACAGCAUCUUCAAUAGGCGGAGAGGAUGGGUAUUUAGAAUUUACUGUCAUCGGUUUGACAGUCGCGAAUGAAAUGCUCUCCCUUAUAGGCUCAUUACAGCGUGAUCCCUUUUCGUCUGUACAUAUUCCCUCAAAUAGCACACAGAAUCAUAGAGAAGUAGAAGAAGAACAGGAGGAGCAAGACGUGGUAGACGGAUUCUUGAAUGGGAUGGACGAAGAUCACGAGGGCAGCGAUGAAGAUAUCGAGAGUGACCAAGAUGGGUUUGAGGCGCUGAAUCGAAAGCAGAACGAUGUGAACGCUGAGCGGUCUUGGCAGACGGCUACGGAAAGGGAGAAGGGGGAAGAGGAGAAGCAGAAAAAGAAGAAAAAAAGGAAAGCUGAGGUGGUCAAUGUGGAAGAGAGCCAGAAAUCGGGGAAAAAGAAGAAGAAAACUGGGAAAUCGGACCUAUAG
Molecule: messenger RNA, 1110 nt
Organism: Lentinula edodes (shiitake mushroom)
Lineage: Eukaryota; Fungi; Basidiomycota; Agaricomycetes; Agaricales; Omphalotaceae
Exons: 4
Coding region: 1-1110 (369 amino acids)
Biological process (GO): DNA-templated transcription initiation
Cellular component (GO): RNA polymerase I complex
Source: RefSeq, a predicted model, not a curated record